AUGAAAGAACGCAGCGACGAUAAAUCAAAGGAUACGGUUUCUCAGGUUGAGGUGAAUCCUGUCCUCUCGACGGUUGUUUCGCUGGAUGGACGCGAGAUCGAGAUCCACCAAUUGGACGCGGACGUUGCUCUGCAAUACCAUCAGGACGCGAUGGACCUGGUGAUGGACCCAGAGUUUGAGCGCAAACUGGUGCGCAAGAUAGACUGGUGUCUCAUGCCGGUCAUUGCUGCGCUUAUGUCCUGCCAGCUGAUGGACAAAACAACCAACUCCUACGCUUCGAUCAUGAAUUUACAAAAGGACCUCAACAUGUCCGACAAGGAGUACAGCUGGGUCGGCAGCACGUUCUACUUUGGAUACCUUAUUUUCCAGUUUCCAGCAAACCUGCUGCUACAAAAACUUCCUCUCUCCAAAACCCUGGGAGCAGCAGUCAUGAUCUGGGGCGUCGUGCUGAUGUGCCAUGCGGCCUGCACUAACGCUGCUGGAUUUCUUGUCUGUCGAGUCGUCCUCGGAGUUUUCGAGGGUUUCAUGAACCCAGCGUAUGUUCUUCUCACCAGUCAAUGGUACCGGAAGAGCGAGCAGUUCAUGCGUGCCUGUGUCUGGUGGGGAUUUCAGGGUUUUGGUACUCUUCUGGGAGCAGGAAUUGCCUACGGUCUGUCGGUGCAUCGCUCAGGCAACUACUCCUUCGAUUCCUGGAGAAUGCUGUACAUCAUCACUGGUGUUAUCACUAUUGCUCUGGGCUUCCUUUCUUUCGUUCACGUUCCCGACUUGCCGGUUAAAGCAUGGUUUUUGAACGAGACAGAAAAGAAGUACUGUGUCGAAAGAGUCAAGGGAAAUCAGCAAGGAUUUGGAAGCCACAAGUUCAAGCGUCACCAAAUGCUCGAGGCGUUCCGGGACCCGGUGUUGUACUUGUUUUUCCUUUACGGAAUGUCGUAUGCCAUCCCCAACGGAGGCUUCACCAACUUCGGUUCCAUUCUCCUGAAAGGGGACUUUGGCUUUUCCACACAGAACGCGCUGCUAAUGGGAAUGCCCGGCGGAGCCAUUGAUAUCGUCUUCCCUAUCUCUGUGGCCUAUCUGACCUAUCGCUUUUUGAACAACAGCCGGCUCAUCUCGAGCAUUAUAGUUCAGAUAAUCACAAUUAUCGGGAUGUGCUGCCUCAACUUUUCAAGUCCCAAGGGAUCUCGCCUCUUUGGGUACCUGUCAUUCUACAUGGCAACAUCUGUCUCCGCUGGUAUGGUGUCCGUUCUCUCGUCGAAUGUUGCUGGAAGCACGAAAAAGGUCACCAUGAACACGACUUAUCUUGUUGGCUACUGCGUGGGCAACAUCAUAGGGCCACAGACGUUUAUCUCGUCUCAGAAGCCCGGCUACAUUGGGGCCAAGACGGCUAUGCUGGUCAGCUUCGCCGUGGGAUUGCUUUGUAUCGUGGCGCUGCUGCUGCUCUACACGCACAGAAACAGAGCACGUGACAAAAAGCGGGCGGCCCUUGGCGACAAGUACCAGGUCCCAGAUACCAUUGCUUUCGCCGACCUGACAGAUAUCGAGAACCCGGAGUUUAGAUAUUCUCUAUAG
This is a messenger RNA of Ogataea angusta, 1566 nucleotides long. RefSeq lists its product as uncharacterized. Gene Ontology annotation, biological process: transmembrane transport. Lineage: Eukaryota; Fungi; Ascomycota; Pichiomycetes; Pichiales; Pichiaceae. Gene Ontology annotation, molecular function: transmembrane transporter activity. The transcript has a single exon. Gene Ontology annotation, cellular component: membrane. The coding region runs from base 1 to 1566 and encodes 521 amino acids. The record is from RefSeq and is a predicted model, not a curated record.